AUGUCACCUUCAAUGGUGAGUUUUGAGUUGACUAAACAGACCGAUAAGGAACCGGCAGAAUUGUCCACAGAAGUUGCACAUGAGGAGGACUACAUCAACACAAUACCGCCACCGCUACUGCCGCCGCAGGCCAGCGAACCAGCCCUUUACACCGCCACGAUAUUGACGCCCCCCACCGCCAGAGACCACCACCGCCGCCGUCACUGCCGCGCCGCCGACAACCAACAGCAGCGCACCACCACCGCCACCAUCACUGCCUGCCGCCACCACCGCCUUACCAGACGCUACCGCCGCCAUCGCUGCCACCUGCCGCGCCAGCACCAGCGCCCAUCGCCACCACCAGCCGCCACCCCCGCCACCAGCCCGCUCUCCAGCACUAACACCUGCCGCCGCCACUUCCUGCCGCCAGCACCGCCCCCACCACCGCCGCCGCCAACCCGCCAGCCACCCCCACCGCCUGCGCCGCCACGCGCCCAUGCCAGCGCCUGCCGCCUGCCCCUGCACCACGCAGACACUGCCUUCCACUGCUUUCCAGCCGCCCCACCACCACCGCCGCCCACGCACCGCCAGCGCCGCCACCCCCCACCACCACCAGCGCCACCCACACGCCACCACCAGCGCCUGUUUGCCCCCACCACCACCACCAUCACUUCUUCGCCUCCGCCGCCGCCAGCUGCUGACAUCGCCGCCGCGAUAUACUUCCGCCGACGCUAUGACGCCACUUCGCCACCGCUGCCAUUUACCGCCGCCGCCGACCAUACUUUACCGCCAUGA
Messenger RNA from Homarus americanus (American lobster), 774 nucleotides. RefSeq names its product formin-like protein 6. Gene Ontology annotation, biological process: actin filament polymerization. The record is from RefSeq and is a predicted model, not a curated record. NCBI's taxonomy places the organism in Eukaryota, Metazoa, Arthropoda, Malacostraca, Decapoda, Nephropidae. The coding region runs from base 1 to 774 and encodes 257 amino acids. Gene Ontology annotation, cellular component: actin filament; cytoplasm. The transcript has 2 exons. Gene Ontology annotation, molecular function: microtubule binding; actin binding.